This is a messenger RNA of Sturnus vulgaris (Common starling), 1738 nucleotides long. The record is from RefSeq and is a predicted model, not a curated record. Lineage: Eukaryota; Metazoa; Chordata; Aves; Passeriformes; Sturnidae.
AUGCUGUUGGCAGUGCUCCUGUUCCUGCUCCUGCCACCCCUCACCCUCUCCCACGAGGUGUCCUGGACGUACCAAGAAGGAGAGCUGGAUGAAGAGCACUGGGGACAGCACUUCCCAGCCUGUGCUGGCAAGCAGCAGUCCCCGAUUGACAUCCAGAGGAGGAAGGUGAGGUACAACCCCCUGCUGCAGCUGGAGCUCGCUGGCUACGAAGGGCCCCUGCAGGGCCACUUCAGGAUGACCAACAAUGGCCACUCUGUCCAGAUCGAUUUGCCCUCCAGCAUGAGGAUCUCCCGAGGGCUGCCAGGCCUGUACAGAGCAGUGCAGAUGCACCUGCACUGGGGUGGGCUGGAGCUGGAGAGCAGUGGCUCGGAGCACACCAUCGAUGGCAUGCGUUACUUCGCCGAGCUGCACAUUGUCCACUACAACUCUAACUACUCCAGCUUUGAAGAAGCCAAAGACAAGCCCCAGGGGCUGGCUGUGCUGGCCUUCCUGUACACGGAUGGGCACUUUGAGAACACCUACUACAGCGAAUUCAUUUCCAAACUGGCAAGGAUCAGGUUUGCAGGUCAAUCAACAACGCUCAGUUCUCUGGACGUCCAAGCCAUGCUGCCAGAAAACCUCUCGCACUUCUACAGGUACCAGGGCUCCCUGACCACGCCCCCGUGCUCCGAGAGCGUCAUCUGGACCAUUUUCCACUCGCCCGUUGUGCUGUCGCACACCCAGAUCCAGCUCCUGGAGAACACCCUGCUGGACCGGCACAACCGCACGCUGCGCAAUGAUUACCGGCACACGCAGCCGCUGCAGGGCCGCGUGGUCGAGGCUUCCUUCAGAGCCCAGCGUGCCCAGGCACAGUGCCCUCCAGAGGAAUUCACCCUCAGGCUGGACCAAAUCCACAUGCAGCUCCAGGACCUGAAGACAGAGCUGCUGAAUGGACUGAGCCACACAGGUACAAAACCCAGCACCUUUCCAGCUUUCUACUUCCCUGUGGAGAACAUUGAGAGCUUUGUGGAGGUCCAUCCCCUCUGUGCUGUGUCUCUCCAAGCCUUCACCCUGUGUUUCUGGAGCAGAGCCCAGCCCAUUGGCAGCCAGACCAUCCUGUCCUACUCCACUGGGGAGAGCGACCACGAGCUGGUGGUGACAGUGGGCACAGAGCUGGGGCUGUGGGUCGGAGGACACUUCCUGAGCUUCCCCCUGCAGCACGAGGCUGGGGGCUGGCUGCACCACUGUGUCACCUGGGGCUCCCAGGAGGGCACAGCCAACCUGUGGCUCAACGGGGCAGCUGGCAAAGCAAAGAGCAUCCAGCAGGGGUACGUGAGCCAGGCUGGGGGGACGCUGGUCCUUGGUAAGGACAGGGAUGCUCUGCUUGGCACCUUCUCCAAUGGCUUUGCAGGGUGGAUGAGCCAGGUGAACCUGUGGAGCCGAGUGCUCAGCUCUGCAGAGAUUCGGGCUCUGGCUCUGUGCAGAGAGGGGCAGCCCACGGGGGAUGUCAUAGCCUGGGGACAAACCCCCAUGGCCCUGCUUGGGGGGGUGCUCCUGCAGCCUGACACCAGCUGCCACUGAGCACAGGCUGCUGCUCUGGGGGCAUCAGGGGAAUCCCAACUCUUUGUUGGGAAAGCUGAGAAAAACUCAGGUUGUGUGCUUGUUCCUCCUCCUGCUCGGCUCACUGUGCACCCCCUGGUGCUCCAGGAGACCAAAACCUCCAUCAGUGAGAUAAGAGCAGAGAACUGCAGGAUCUGCA